Messenger RNA from Parasteatoda tepidariorum (common house spider), 5979 nucleotides. RefSeq lists its product as uncharacterized. Gene Ontology annotation, molecular function: transcription corepressor activity; protein binding. Lineage: Eukaryota; Metazoa; Arthropoda; Arachnida; Araneae; Theridiidae. Gene Ontology annotation, cellular component: nucleus. Gene Ontology annotation, biological process: negative regulation of transcription by RNA polymerase II. The record is from RefSeq and is a predicted model, not a curated record.
CGGUAACCCUACAGCCACAGUCGGCAACGAGCCGCGAGUGAGAUAAGUUCUAUUUGUGAAAUUGUGGUGUAAAUCUGUGACGCAAGUUCGUAGUCGGCCGGAGUUCCGCGGAGAUAGACGCGACUGUGUCCCGUUUUUUCGAAUGUUCGUUUGCAAACGACUGUGCGAUUUUUUGUAUUUGUGAUACUGUUCUGAACUAAUAAUUCAUUAUCAUUCGGCGAGGAUUUUGUGUAAACAUUUAUCACUGUGAAUCUAAUAGUUUGUUUUCUUCGUACGAAGGAUGAUUUUUUAGAUAGCGACCAUCUACGACUGAUACCGUUUCAAUGACGAAAUGCGUGAAUGAAGAUACCCUCCCCUUCACACUGAGAUGUACUACCCACCUUUAUUUACCCCAGUAAGGCCUUUUGAUCCUCGGGCCAAUUCAUUGGAAGUACCUGUGGGUCGAGAAAACCCUCUUGACCUAUCUGUCAAAACCAUUCGACCGUCAUCUGAAGCAACCGCUGGAGGAGCUGAUGCUGACGAUUUACUAAUGUUGGAACACAGGAAACUCGCAAGCCUUGCUGCUUCCCAUUCCUUAUCUGCGAUGGGUAGGCAACUAUUAGACCCUUCGCUUUAUCGUUUAGGUUAUGGUGCGGAAGCGGGUGCUGUUAUACCAGGUCUUGCACCACCAUUUUGUUUUGACAGAACAACGGGAGUUGCUGUUCCUACGUCGCUAGCUGGGCAUCAGCUGAUGAGCAGUUUUCUUCAACAGCGUGAGCGUCUGGAACAACAACAGCAGGCUUUUUACGCUGCUCGUAAUUCCGCUGUAGCUCAACAGCAAGCCGCCGUGGCAGCUGCUGCGGCCGCCUAUAUGGAUCCAGCGGCACUUCCAUUACAUUUAAGAAAUGGGCUUACUCAGAGAGAAGCUGCUGCUGCUCUCGCUGCGACAAGAGGACUAUACACACCAGCUCUACCAACACCUAUGGUGCUUCCUGCGUUUUCUUUAUUUACGGAAGACAAAGGCGCAUUCACCUCGCUUCGCCAUCCCGUCAGUACAACAGCAGCAGAAAAAAGUUUUUUAAACGGUGUUGCAGGAGCAUCGCAAUUAGAAGCCGCUAGGUAUGCAGAGCAAUUACAGCGGCUCAGGGAACAACACUUACAGCAGCAUCAAGCUACAGGAAAGUGCAGCAAUGCAUGUUGUGCUUCUGGUGCAUUAAGUGGUUUGGGGCAAACGCCAGUUCCAUGUGCUUGUUGUCCAUCUCAAUCUGCUCUUUGCGCCAGGAGUCCAAUGGGUUGCGCAACCAAAGACCCGACAUCUGCAGCAACAGGCAAAGUUUGUGAUUUCCCACAAACUGGACUUAACUUUCUUCAUCGACCUACUGCAACAACGACUGCCGCUACAACCACCGCCGUUUCUACUUGCAGUGAGUUAAGAUUGUCCGUUUCCAGCCUUUGUACAACUCAAACAUCUACUGAACCCACAACAGUUAGCUCAUCUCGAGAUAAACAUAAUUCAGCUCUACGUGCUCCAUCCAUUUGGAAUGCCGGACUACCAUCUGUAUCGAAUGGAGGUAAAACUGCUUUUUCUGUUCCAAAAAAGAAAGAAAACAGAGAUACAUCUUUACAUUCUUCCAAAGAGCAUAGAUCGUCUGGUAGUAUAAAAGAUAUUCUGAAAGAUAAUCAAAAUAACAAUUCUAAUUCUUAUCCAGUAUCAAAAUGCGACGCUCCGAAAAUAAACUCACAACCUAUUAAAACCGAGAAUUCAAAAAAAAGUAAUGAGAAAAUUUCUGUGUUUCUAAAUGAAGAUUAUACCAGCCGGUAUUAUCAAAGAGAUCCGGCUGAACUCAACUUUAACGUGCAUAAAACAUCUUUUUCAGCAGUUCCCAAAUUUACUACAUGCAAUCCAGCUGUGAAUGGAAAUGACUCGCUUACCACAGUCACAUCGAUUACACCAAUUGUCCCCACUCGAUGCGAAGGUGGAUCGAUUCCGGUGACAAAAAUGCCACCACUUCUUGAAGCUGUGAGACCUUCUGACCUAAGUGCAACGACAGAUCAAUCUCCUGACAUUCCUUCUUCAGUUAGUAGUCCUCAAGGCCCACCACCUCUGAUAGCAGUUUCGAAUGGAACUGAUUUAUCAACAUCAAGUAUAAUCAAAUCCCCCUACAUAUCACAAGAGAUUCCAGCAUCAAUGAGAGUACCGUCCUCCCUUUAUCCUAAUAUACCCAUGACAAUGCCUUCCUAUAAGCAUCAAUCUGAAAACAAACCCAUCGAAUCUUCGAUUAACAAAACUUCCGUUAAAUCACCCAAGAAACCCCAGCCAUCUUCAAAAUAUAAUGGUGUUCCUAUAGGCUUUGUCAAUGGCGAAGUUCCCAUUGCUUUUCCAAAGCCAAUACCUUCCAAGCCAAUUCCUCAUUUACCAACGUCACAUGUUUCACCAAAUGCCACUCAGUUUUCUAGUCAUUAUCGUCCCGCUCAGCAUCAAAUGAAUUUGCAAAAUCACAACGAUUGGAUACCUCACGCCAAUCCCAAUGUAACUAUCGCACCUCAUCCUCAACCCGUUACUACAAGUUCAGUUACAACCACCUCCUCCGCUUCUGUUGCCAACAUACAAAGACCAAAUAAAAUUAAGCAACUUAACUCUCAUGUGAAUGUCAAACGGGAGACUGAGUAUGCUGAUACUGCAAAUGUUCUUCAAUCUCUGCUCAUUAGAUCCGCCCCUGGAACUGAACCCUUAACAUCUUUACCACCUGCUACACUUCAAGAACCUAUUGGUAAUGUGAUUACUUCUUCCACAAACUUACCCCUGUUUGGUAUUGAUUAUCGUUAUCCACACCUGAAUCGUCAAAUGAAUUUAACGAACAAUGGCUUGGACAAUUUGCCUAAAACGACUGGAGAAGGACAUACCACUAUACCUUGUCCAACAACUGUGAUCACAAAUUUUAAAUCUGAAGUUAAAACGGAGUCCUUAAAUUGUUCCUCUUCUAAACACAAAAAGAGGCCAAGUCCUGUGCUGAACAAUGAAGAAAAUGGAGCUAGUAAAAAACGAAUUUUGUCGCCUGAAUUCAAUAUGCCUGUGCCCAGAUAUUCCUUUCAGCCUGCUUUGUAUGCCAAUGAAGCGAACGAAGCACCAGAAUGCCCUUACACCUUUAUUCCUGAUCCUCCUCUUAAUUUCAGUGGUCAGAUUAAAACAGAGGAUAAAAGUCCCUGGCGUGGAAUGUUGUCUAAGCACAUGAAUGUGCCAGCUCCUUGUGAUAUUUCUAAAACACCAGCUUUAGUGCAAGCAAAGUCACCGUCAAAACCUAUCGAACAUCCUUGGGCCCCAAAAGUAGCAGCCUUUCUUCCAAAUCGCAAUUUGCAACAUGUAAAUCAAAUCGUCGAACAGCCGAUAACCGAUCGAUUGAGUGCAAUCCGGGCCCGAAGGAAGCUGAGGAGGAAACUUUUGGCCAGAAUAUACCAGCAGAGGAGGCCUUUAAUGACCGGAAAUGUUGCACCUGAUAGAGAAAUGAUUGAGAAACAACUUGCAGUGAGGUAUGCUCGAAAGUUAUUGUCUCAACUGACUCUGCGAUGGGCCCACAGACGCUACAUUCACAAAUGGUACGCAAUCAAAAGAAAGAGCAUUGGCGGUGUCCUGAGAUUGCAGCGAAAGAAAAAGAAUGGUAAAGUGGUGUAUAAAAUUCGACGUGCCAAAGUGAAGGAAGAGAAGGGAAAGAUAUUGACUGAAGAUGAAAUACAGACUAAGUCAAAAGAUUCCAAUUGCUCUAUUCCUAUCCCUGCUGAAAUGAAGCGUUUAAUGGUUAACAAAGCUUUGGGUGAAACUCCUUUGCAUCGAGCAGCAAGAUUAGGCUAUCCGGAAGCAGUUGCUUAUUGCUUGCAGACAAAAUGUGUUAGUGUAAAUGCCCGUGAUAAUGCAGGUUAUACUCCACUCCAUGAAUGUUGCUCCAGAGGGCAUUUGGAUAUUGCAAGAGCUCUUUUACAAUAUGGUGCAGAUGUAAAUGCAAGUGCUGCUGGUGGCAUUAGGCCUUUACAUGAUGCUGUUGAGAAUGAUCAUGUUGAAAUAGUGAGAUUGUUGCUAUCGUAUGGUGCCGAUCCUACAAUUGCCACUUAUUCUGGUCUGGAACCAAUGAAACUGGCUCGAUCUGCAAUGAUGGCUGAGUUCUUGCAAGGAUUUUUUGCUGACAUCAGCGGCGAAUUGGAUAUCAGGCCUCACUUGCCUUGGAGAUUCUGGGGUUCUGCUAAAUGCCUUGAUCCAGAAGAUUGCGGCUAUGAUAUCUUCAAUGGUGUUCCGUCCGAUUCUGAGGGUGAGGGUGAAGGCGACAACGAUUUCCUGUUUGAAGUGAGUGACUCACCCCACCUACCAACAUUUAGACUUCUCUUCCCUGCUUCAAAUAAUAAGGCGCAAUGUAAUUAUCUCCGCCUUGAUGAUGUCCUGCGUAAACUUUCGACCACUAAGGAAGAAUUCCUUCGUCUGUAUGGACAUAUUGAAAUUCUUUCGCUCCCACGUCACGAAUUCGAAGCCAGUGCCACCUGCAGUCCUCUGCUGACAGGCAAAAUGGAUCCAGCUACCCGUCCGAACAUGAGCAGAAUGUUUGACAACGGAAGUGUGACUGACUUAGUGAAACUCGACAACAGCAUACGAAAAGUGCUCGGCAUCGAAACUAUUUCCGUACGAUAACGAAUACUUUUUUUUUAAACAGAGAAAACUAUUUAAAGCUUUCAUUGUGAUAAAGAAAUAAAUGAAAAGAUUGUGAUGAGAGAGAGAGAGAAAAAGGUAACUACUAGUUCGCCGUAUAUAUGUGAUGGAUAUUUUAUGAACUGAUUCCGUGAAUUCAGUAUUUCUUUUAACUCUCCCUUCUUAUGCAGAGAAAAAUACUGCACUGAAAGAAGAAUAAAAAGUUAUGUUAUUUAUAAUUUCUUUCGUUCAAAAAUAUAAAUUUUAUAUUUAGUAAAUAUGUAAUUAGAAAAAAAUACUAUAUCUCAAGGAUGCCAACUUUUAUGGAUUAGUCGUAUUUUUUACAGAGUGUUGUUAUAAAUACGGAACCAUAGACCUCGUUGCCGGGGAGAACGGUGCUUAUAUGUCCCCCCCCCCUUAAAGAUCAGAAAUCUCUAAGCCCCCUUUAUAUUUCAGACCAUUAAAGGAUCGUGAAUUACUAUCGAUUUAAACUCAUUAAGGCUAAAAAUAUGAAAAAAAUAAUUAAUAUUUUUGACGGUUUUUAGUCCAAGUUAAGAACAUUUUUUUUCUCACGUGUGAAAUUUAGAUAACUAUUCUGACUGAGUAGUUUAAUUUCAUCCCCCUCAGAAAAUAAGUUCCUGCUAAGCCAUUUAUAGAAGGACAAAAUUUUUACAACUUAGAGAUAAAGUCUUAUUUUUUCCGUUCUAACUUACAAUCAAGCAUUUUUUUUUAAUACAUAUAUUUGUUUAUUUAGCAAUUGAUCUGAAUUUCUUUUUAUUUUUUAUUAACCUGUUCGAUAGUCUCUAAACAGAGAUAUAUAUUGAACUUAUUUUAUAGGAUUAAAAAAUGUGUACUCUCUGGAAGGUAAAUUAAAUGUGCCAUUUCGUAUUUUAUCUGUGUUAGUAAAGGAAAAUUUCUUCUUAACAUAGAAAACAUACGUUAUUAAAGAAAAUCAUCUCUACAGGUUGGCAUCCUUUAACACAAAUAGAUUGUAUACUCUACUAGGAAACUCCGGGGCAAUUAUUGGCUAAAUUUAAUGGCUCUUUUUGAGGCAAAAAUCCCAUAUUAAGUUAAUAUGUGUGCAUUAAUUUAUUAAAAAAAAAUAUUUUUAGAGACAAAAAUCUAUUGAUUAACCGCUGAAUUGAUGCAGUAAAUUCCAAAUAAUUUUUAUUACAAUAAAAAAAUUUCUGAAAAGGAAAUAUAAUCAUUCUCUCAAAAAUACAUAUUUGAUAUUUCAAAAUUUUUUAAAAUGGUUUUUGUGAAUUAUUGAUGCCCUGUAGUUUCUACCAAUUAUGUUUCAAAUUAUGUAAAUAUUUUUUUUUUUUAAAUUU